AUAUACCACUUCCUGUUCACUUGCCAACAGAGCACCGUGAGUGUGGACUUCGCAGAAUCCUUGCUGGUGAAAAUCAGUGCUUUGCACUUUGGUCUGCUGUUCAGAGAAAUAACUCAGCUUUUUUCAUCAGCUUCCUGUAUUAACGGGAGCUUUCUCAGGCAGAGCCAUGACAGGUUUUGCCGAACCAGAUCCAAAACUUCUAGCCUGGACUUAUCUCUUGUACGUCAGACAUUUGAAAAGCUUGCAAGAAACAAGGAAGUCUUGAAUCAGGUUUUAUCCGUGGUUCUGAAGCAUCUGCUGCCAUCUCUGAGCCCAGUGGCUGCUGAUGUGGAAGGGCUGUGGGUCUACCUGAUCCUGCCUGAGCUCAUCAGGGUUCUGCCCACACAGAACACCAGGGACCUCAGCCUUGCCUUUGCCAAAGCCGUUCUACCCCAUGUAGAUAUGCAGGCCUUAUGGUCGGAGCUUCCUGUUAUCUUCUUCAAGAGCCUUGUUAAGAUCUUUCGCUCAGUGUUGUCAGCCUUCCUGCGUGAGAUGCGGACUGAGUGCACAGAUGACUCAGACUGGAAACUGAAACUGGAGAAUACCGCGAUCCUUCUGCACAGGCUCUAUGAGGUUAACCUCAGAUCCGGUACAAAAAUAGAAGAUAGUAACUUUUACAACAGUGAGAUUAAACUCUGCCUUCGUGAUCUGCGGUUACUCAGAAAGAAAAAACUAUUCAUGAAAAUCCUAAAUCUUCUGUCACAGUAUCCUGAAUUCUUUGACAUGGAGUCUAAAUACACAAUAUUUAAAAUUAACUUCAUCAUUUUUGUGAGAGAAGCUUCUGUAAACCCAUUCGAGCAGAACUCCCUGCACGUAAACAGGAAGUCGCUGCUGGCCGACACACUCCACCUUCUCCGCAACGUCUCCCGGAACUUCUGUUUGCCUUUGCAGGUGAAGUUUUACGAAGAGUACGGUAUCGAUCAUGGAGGUGUUUCUCAAGAAUUCUUCUCCAUACUCGCAAGGGAAUUUCACUCAAUGAGGCCGAACUUGUUUGAAUCCUUUGAACACUCCAGUCCUGUUUGGUUCAUCUCAAAGGUCCAGUGUGACCCAGACUUGUUCUGGUGGCUCGGCGUUCUCUGUGGCAUGGCCUUGUACAACUUCUGCAUCGUCAACUUCCAUUUCCCCCUGGUGCUGUUUAAGAAGCUACUGGGCCACAAGCCCACGCUGAAGGACCUAGAAGAGCUUUCUCCAGUAGAAGCCAGGAGUUUGAACAACGUCCUGAAAGAAGAGGAGGACCUUGUAGAUCAGUUGGACCUGGACUUCACAGCAAAAGGACAUGAAUUAGUUCCAAAUGGACGAGAGAAGCUUGUUACCAAAUUCAACAGAUGUGAAUACGUAGAUGCCUACGUCAAUUAUGUAUUCAACGUUUCAGUCGAGCAACAGUUCAGCGCAUUUUCGAAAGGAUUUUCCUGCGGCUGUCCGAAUGAAAAAUGGAAAAUGUUUGUCCCAGAGGAGCUUCUUGCAGUUUUCACUGGAAAUGUCAACUACGAAUGGGAGAAGCUGCAGAAGAACGCCACAUAUGAGGGCUACAAUGCUGACCACGAGAACAUCCAGCGUUUCUGGAGCGUUUUUGCAGAACUCUCAGAACAACAGAAGAAGAACUUCUUGUCCUUCAUGACCGGAAGUGACCGACUGCCAGUGGGAGGGCUCUCCACAGUCUGUCUGAAAAUUAUCAAGGCGAACAAAGAGGGCCCAGAUGACUACUACCCUGUGGCCAACACCUGCUACUGCGUGUUACAUCUCCCCAACUACAGCAACAUGGAGACCCUGAGGGAGAAGCUCCUGCACGCUAUUCAGUUCUACGAAGAGUUCGGAGAGCGAUAGAUGGCCGAGAAGCGGACACAUGUCUGUUGGAGGGUGUGUGAGUGUGAGAGACAGUGAGUGAGAUUGUGUGAGAAUGUGUGAGAAUGUGUGAGUGUGAAUGAGUGAAUUAGGGAGUGAGUGUGUUUGUGAGUAUUUGUGAGUGAGUGAGUGAGUGGUUAAGGAAUAACUACUGUUAUUGGUCAGACUCAUCUGUACGCUCUCAUGUGCCUUAUCUGACACAAUUAAUAAGAAAUUUAAUUAGAAGGGAUAAUAUGUAGAUAAUGUAUUGAUAAAAGAAUUUAUUCUGUUUGAGGAGGCAGUGAGAGAGUCACAAAAAAGGGCAAACUAUGAGUUUACAUGUCAUAUAUUGUUAUAUAUUGAUGCUGCCAAAUUCACUAUGAGUUUAGGUAAAGAAAAAAUUAAAUACUGGAGAGCAGUCAGAUCAGCAUCUGCUUGAGCUGUUGUCCUGUCUCACAGUGAAAACAGGCAUUUAGCCACAUUUGAAUUAUUUCUAAAUCCUUAUACUUUUAUUGCUUUAUUUGCUAUUUAAGCCCCAUUGAUGUACUGC
This is a messenger RNA of Paramormyrops kingsleyae, 2410 nucleotides long. The record is from RefSeq and is a predicted model, not a curated record. Lineage: Eukaryota; Metazoa; Chordata; Actinopteri; Osteoglossiformes; Mormyridae.